AUGCCUGUGUUGGCAGAGACGUGGCUAAGGAAGGCGACACAAGUCAGUGACGGGCAGCACAGUGAGGCGGCUCUAUUGUUCCAACAGAUCAGAACCAAAAGGCUGUACGAGCCCCUGACCACAGGGUUGCCUAUAGAGGUCAAAUUUGAAGAAUAUGGCCGUGGUAUUUUUGCCAAGGAAGACUUCAGUGGUGGCCAAAUGGUAUGGCGGGAGGUUCCAAUCAUUUCUGCGCAGACUAGCAUUUCCCUCAAAGCUCCCGCGUGCAGCCAGUGCGCGCGCUCUCUCCUAACGGCAAUAGACUAUUUCGGCGACGACGUGUUACGAAGUAUGAAACCGGCGGAGAGGAGGGUGGUGGCCAAAUACUGGCCCCAGGUCUCCAUCAUUGAAUGCCCCAAAUGUCAACGCGAGAAAUACUGCAGCGAGGAUUGCCUCAAAGCGGCCUGGUAUCAACACCACCAAGUUCUCUGCCCGAAGAAGAACAAAGCCGCGGUGGAGCUCUACGAUUUCUGCGAUAAGGGCGAGUUGUGCACUGAGGGAUACUGGAGCGCCCCCUUCAGUCCAAUGUCCGUCGCUCGGAUCUGGGCCGCGGUUAUUGCCGACGUUCGGCGCGCCGUCAAACAGGCGAGGGAGGAUGGCGCAGACACGGAUGAACCCACGGUUGAGAUGUGGGCACACGCUAAGGCACCUUACCGCCGCUUUAUCGCAUACGGCAAAGCGGGACACGCUGAAUGGGCGCACAAGAUGGUGGAUCUCAUGAAUCGUGUUUUCAACAAUUUCCCCGAUGGAAUCAACUAUAAGAUAGACAAUCGAGAGUUUGAGGGUCGGUACUACCAAGUCGCCUGCAACUGCCAAUCCUUUUCCGACCCACUGACGCCAUAUCGACGCUUCCUCUCCCGUAUGAAAGUGGACUCCAACAGCAAGCACGUGGUCCCCUAUAUGGCUAGUAUUGGUGAACCGAAAGAAGCAGUCUUCGGAGGACUUUUCGCUCUGCACGCUUGUCUAAACCACUCCUGCGACAACGACGUAGAGAUCUUGGACUGCGAUGUCGGAGGCUUUCCCGGAAUCGGUGUCCGCGCCCGACGGAAAAUCGCAGCGGGACAGGAACUCUUCUCCACGUACAUUGACACCAGGACCCCCAGGGCAGAGCGUAGGGCCUGGCUGUUCCGGGCGUAUAAUUUUUGGUGUCAAUGUAGACGUUGUCAGUUUGAAGGGGACGGCCCUGAAGAGUGCUCACACUGCGGGAUCAAGCCCGAACAGGGCAAGUAUUUUCUCGGAUGCGCGAACUGUAAGAGGGCAUGGUACUGUACUCCGAAGUGUCAAAAGAUCGCCUGGAAGAAAGGCCAUAAAAGAAUAUGCAAGACGAAGCAUUCUGAUGUAGUCUCUUCAGUAGAGGAACCCGUGAGAGAACAGAUUAGGAAGUUAGCCGAUUUGUUUUACAAGGAGAUGCCAAAACAUUUAUCUAAGCCAAGUGAAUCAAAAUGA
Messenger RNA from Lingula anatina, 1482 nucleotides. RefSeq names its product protein-lysine N-trimethyltransferase SMYD5. Gene Ontology annotation, molecular function: protein binding; histone H4K20 methyltransferase activity. Gene Ontology annotation, biological process: negative regulation of gene expression, epigenetic. Lineage: Eukaryota; Metazoa; Brachiopoda; Lingulata; Lingulida; Lingulidae. The record is from RefSeq and is a predicted model, not a curated record.